AUGGAUCAAAAACAAGGCCCAUCCCUUCUCGAAUACGCUCGUUUUCAUGAAAUUGCAACCCCAUCUACCACUGUGAAUCCCCUGGAAUAUAUCGACCAAAUACUCGAGAACAGCCCUUCCUCCAAAGAUGAAUAUUCACCUGCUUCAAACAGUCAUACCACGACUCCUUGGAAGUCCAUCGAUGGACAGCUUGACAGCGAAAAGCUCAGUCUGGGUAAAAAUGACGCCCAACUUCUUUCAACGGUGAUUCGGCACUCGAGAGCAGAGCGCGUGGAAGCUUAUUGGGGCCAUUUCCUUCCGUCAUUACCUAAAAUCGAGGGUCUCAAAGUCGAGCUUCCUAUUCUUCCUACCCAUCAUGAAUCGGAAAUAAAUUCUCUAACGAGCUCUGUUCGUUCUCGUCGUGGAAAUGAAGCGCUGUCGUUGCUGCAGACCUGCCUACCAUAUUCUCUGCCAAAAUUCUCCAAGUGCUUCAAUACGUGCCACGGAAUUGACAAGAAGACCGAGAUGGAGAGACUCAAUUGUACCAGAGAGUCAUUUCUUUUGAUUCAGAAUGCUAGGAAGUGUGGGGAUAUCAGCACAACUACGGAUUGUCUCGAGACUCAUCUACAGGCAUAUGAGGCGUUUUGCGGACCGAGUCCUGUUCUUGUUCCAAUUGACUUCGACGAGUUAUACAAUCCGCCGCCUAGCCCGAAGCCGCAAAUGCUUCCUAGUCCCGCUUCCUCCAAUCCUAUCAAACGACAUGAAUCGCCACACUAUUUACAGAAGAUGGACACAUUGGUCUCGAUCCCUCUAGAGUUUAGCGAGGGAGGUACAAGGGCACGAGGUUCUAAAAAUGAAGUGUUUUCCAACGCGCAACGCGAAGAGGAAGUGAGGUCCUUUCAAGAAUGUUCGCCGCCCAUUGGGUACGCAACUUCUGAUUUUAGAGAGGUGGAAAACGCAGAAAGCGAAGAAGAUCUAUAUCACCCGCCAGAUUCGACUUGGAACCUCGCUCAAUCUGUGGUUUCAACACGGCUUAAAGUUGAACUCGCUCCUGGGCGUAGCUUUAGUGCACUUCAGCAUACUACAUCCUUUCCAUCUACUUUCCAGUCAAAUCCUUGCUCCACAUAUCAAGAGACAAUGAACGAUGGAAAUAUCGACUUUGGCCACCCAGUCGAGGUCGAACAAGGAACCCAAGAUUUCGCCGAAGGGGAGAUUUUAGAAAUGCCAAAGCCACUUGGGAACAGGUAUGGAGGUAGUCUAGACAGUAUGGUUGUCAACACGAACUGGUGCGACUUGAACCGGAGAGUGAACAAGCAGGAUAUCACAGUAAACGACAGCUCCACACCCGACGGACCAACACUUCUUGGUGAGACAUGUCGUCAACAAGUGCAGCAACAUAUGGAGGAUCAGAUGUCCUAUCACCAGCGAAAGAGGAAGACGGUAAAAUAUGAUCACAGGCUCAAGAAAGAACAGCACAGAGACGGAAAAAAGAGAGCAGCAAUACAACCUCCAGCAAUAAGCCAGGGCUUGAACUCGCCAUCAUCAUUCACGGUACUGGGCUCUUUACCUGCUUUUAUGGCAACGAGAGACAUAGCACCCAAGCGACGUGUCAAUGCAGAGCGCCCUUUUUUCGCAACGAAGAAUCAGCAGCCAAUUGAUGAUCGAACUGAGCGCCAAAACCCUGCCGUGGUUUCAAAUCAAUACGCAGAACCAUCACACUUCCGAUUGACACGAAUCCUCGAAUACACGAAAGAUCCACUGCCCACACUCAUCUACCGAGCUUAUGACACAAUCAACCACGAUAUCGAACACGAAGCGGGCAUCAUCAUCUCACCUUCAAUAGGUGCAAUCCUGACAACAUCCCAAGCCACGACACAGCUAUACCUCCCGGGCCACAAACCCGCACGUCCACACUUGGAUGACAUCAAGGACAUCAACUCACCCCUUCGGGAACGCAUCAUACUCCUAGCCCCACGAUACGAACGACUCUACGUGCUCAUCAUCCACUCCAGAGGAAUAGCAAAGCAUUCGACGGCUGACAAGCGGACGCUAGCAUCCAUCACAUCGCUCACAGCAUUCUGCAACUCUGUAUCGAAAUAUUCGACCAUUAUCCCACUCAUAAUCGCGCCAUCCGCACCAGAGACAAUAGCGCAAUGGAUCCUCGGGCUAGCUUAUAAACAUUCGUUUCGACUACCGGAGACCAGUUUGCCGUGGAGUAUUGGCUUUACGUCUAUCAAGCCGAGCAUCAACAAGUCAAGUAUAGAUCCAAUGAUGAUUGAAACCGAGACGCAAUGGGAGCUUUUUCUCCGUCAUGCUGGAUUGAACCCAUUUGCUGCGCAGGUUGUCUUGCUUGUGCUGAGGGAGGAAGAAAAGCUAAGCUUAGAUUCUACUUGUGAACAGGGCACAGUUUCAGCACUGUCGAGGUUUGUGGAGAUGUCAACUAAAACGCGAAGACGUCUGUUUGCAGGGCUCAUUGGGGAAAGGGUGCUAGAGAGAGUAGAGGCUACAAUGGAUAAUGACGGGCAAUGCGGCUGGGCGCUCAGCUUUGAUGUUGUAUAG
Aspergillus ruber CBS 135680 is the source of this 2538-nucleotide messenger RNA. RefSeq lists its product as uncharacterized. The transcript has 3 exons. The record is from RefSeq and is a predicted model, not a curated record. Lineage: Eukaryota; Fungi; Ascomycota; Eurotiomycetes; Eurotiales; Aspergillaceae. The coding region runs from base 1 to 2538 and encodes 845 amino acids.